UCAAUUGCUUAUCGACCUUCGUUCCGAGCGUUACAAUAGUCGAAAUAAGUCCCAGUCGCGUCCGCACUCCCAGUCGCCUCUCCCUUUUAAUUGUUCAGCCUCAGUCUCAUCCCAGCGCCCGAGGCAGGAACAACACAAUGCUUACGCUUGUGGCAACGCGGUCGUGAAUCGAGUAGAGCCCCCGUUCGGAAUAAAUAAUUCUGCUUACAGUCGUCUCUUCGAGUUUUGAAAAAUUCGACCCGAAGGGAGCGGGUAUCGCGAGUGUUGAUAUUCGAAUUGGUAUAGAGAGCAUUUUCGCCCUGCAAGAUGCGGCAAUUGUGCACCUGCGGCUGCCUGCAGCAAAGAGCUGCAAAGUGUGUGAAAUGUGCCACAUGAGAAAAUGCACCAGAUGUUCUUAAACAUAUCAAAAUAAAGCAAAAGUUAGAGAAUCUUUUGGAGCCCUAGUGUACAGUGCUUUAAAGUUGAAAAUUUUUUAUUUUUUUUGCUACGUUUUUUGACACACUACCAACGGAAUACAAUCAAUAUACACCUUAAGUCAACUAUUGCCUAUUUCAAAAUACUUGGAAUAUUAAGAUCUCACUGCCUCUUUAAAAUAACUGCUAUGAAGCACUUAUCGUCAAGCGAAGCGAUUAUCAUCAACAUCAUCAUGUUCUCCCGCCAGUGCCUUUCCAACACCACCCGCUUCAUACCCACAUUCGCUGCUUCCCGCCCUCCAAUCCACACCCUCCGACGGAGAUGGGAGCUCAGCCUCUGGGCGAUGGUGAUCACCAGCGGCUGCUUAAUGCUCAACGCGCCGACAACAACGGCAUUUGAUAUCGUCACGUGCAAUGUGCCGUUGGGCAUGGAGUCGUUAGUCAUAACUGAUGCCCAAAUCACAGCGAGUUCAGCCCAUGACAUGGGUUUCGUUGGACCUCAACACGCAAGACUGAAAAACGAUAAUAAUGGAGGAGCUUGGUGUCCCAAACACAUGGUGUCUAACGCCCUCAAGGAGUAUCUGCAGGUCGACUUGCUGCAGACGCACGUGAUAACCGCGAUCCGGACCCAGGGCCGCUUUGGCAAGGGUCAGGGCCAAGAGUACACCGAGGCAUACGUCCUUGAGUACUGGCGCCCGGGAUUCGAUAAAUGGCAGCGCUGGAAGAAUAUCCAGGGCAAAGAGAUCCUGCCCGGCAACAUCAACACUUACAGCGAGGUGGAGAACGCCCUGCAGCCAAUCAUUUUCGCCUCGAAGAUCCGCAUCUAUCCAUAUGGCCAAUACGACCGUACUGUCUGUCUGCGGAUCGAGAUCGUAGGCUGCCCAUGGGACGAGGGCAUCGUGUCUUACAGCAUUCCAAAAGGCGUGCAACGCGGCAUGGAGCUGGAUCUAUCGGAUAAAACCUACGAUGGCAAUGAGCAGGGCGACCGCUAUGUGGAUGGCCUUGGUCAAUUGGUGGACGGACAGAAGGGCAAGGACAAUUUCCGUACCGACAUCCAUGGAUUUGGCAAGGGCUAUGAGUGGAUUGGAUGGCGGAACGAUACUCCAGGACUGCUGGGGAACCCGGUUGAAAUUGUAUUUGAAUUCGAUACUGUUCGCAAUUUUAGUGCCAUCGUGCUUCAUACAAACAAUAUGUUUACCAAGGAUGUUCAAGUAUUUGUGCAUGCCAAGGUCUUUUUUAGUAUUGGCGGGCGCUACUUCUCGGGAGAGCCUGUGCAGUUCUCCUAUAUGCCUGACACUAUAAUGGAUCAUGCACGCGAUGUUACUAUAAAGCUGCAUCAUCGUGUGGGAAAAUACUUAAAAAUCAAUUUAUUCUUUGCUGUUAAAUGGAUAAUGCUGUCGGAGAUCAGCUUUAUAUCCGUGCCUGCCCUGGGAAAUUUUACAGACGAGCAGGACCAGCGCAGGAACUCUGCAAGUCAGGCGCAGGACACUCGUGAUGACAUAAGGAGCAACGAAUUCCAGCGCAACAAGAACAAGCCCAUCGGUGCGGGUGGCUUUGCCGGGGGCCUGGGAGAGGGCUUGGCCUCUGCGGCCGGCGAUUCCGGCGGCAAUAGCAAAUACAAAAACGGGCCGCAGUUAAUUGCGCCACGGCCCAUCGAUCAGGAGCCGAACGACGCUAACUUCAUUGGGGUGGUCAUCGUGGUCCUGACGACUAUAAUAAUCCUGCUGGUGGCCAUCAUACUGUUUAUUAUCUCGCGUGCGAAGCGGGCCCGCGGAAGUAACGUCCUGGACGCGUUCCAGUACAGCUUCAAUCCCAACACUUUAGGCGGCAACGUGGAAAAGCACCGCCACAAUGGCAACAGUAUCAAGGCCAGCGUAGAUGACAACGACUCGAUUGGCAAGAAUAGUCUUUACCACGAACCUUUUAAUGUGAACAUGUAUACAAGUGGUGUGAACGGCUAUGCGGCGGUUAAUGAUUUACAGUGCAAUAUGACGCCCGAUUAUACAGAUGUGCCGGAAGGCGGUUACGCCGUGCCUCACAUGCAGGACUUUAUGGCCCCGUCGAAAAUGGCUGGUGGAGCGGCAGGCGGUGAUGGCUACGUGAACGUACGUCGAAAUCCGCCUCCGCCGCUGAGCAGCCUUUUCCCGCGUCCGCCGACAGUUCCGCCGCCGCCCAUGGAGAAGUACUACGCCACCACCGCCAUCUUCAAGCCGCUCAAGGGCCCAGGCUCGGAGCGCAGCCCUUGCAGCAGCAACACCAACACGGUGAGCAGCGGCGGCGGAAAGAGCAGCCACAGCCACAGCAGCAGCAGUUGCGGACAGGAUCACAGCGGCAUAUACGACGACGGCAUUGGCACCAUGAACUCCAAGGUCACCGCCACCAUGAUCAAUCCGUACAGCAGCGGAAAUAGUUCAUCAACCUCAACUGCGGCCGCUGCAGCGGAAUUCCAGCGGGCUAGGACCUACAAUUUCCGCAGCUACCCCGACAAUCUCUAGUUCGAAGCCUCGCUGAAGUUGGUGGUCGGAAAUCCGAAGAGGGACACCGCUGGCCCAGAGGACAGUACCACCAUGCCGAAGAAGCCGCAGAACCUAAGUCUGGUAACCAACAUUGCGGGCGGAUACGGAGGCGGCCCGAACAAGCGCAAGUACACCCUGACCCUGCACAACAGCAAACAUACCCAAGGAGGCAAGCUCCUACGCAAUGGCCUCCAGCAGCGCCAUCACCACAAGGCCCUGGAGGGAAUCGGGGAGGUGGUUGGCGUGCACCUAAAGACCGGCCCAAAGGCAGCGGCUGCCACUCACAAAACUUCGGUCUAUACUACCAGGACGAUGGAGAAGAGCGGCAACGGAAGAGAAGUCGCCAAGGCCGGCAAUAAUAAUGAUCUGGGAGGCGGAAUGGCAAACGCGAUCAAGAGAGCACAAACCAACAGGCUGUUGAAUCAUUGAUGAAAGCCCCAUAUUGAAUGGAUUUGAGAUAGAUUAUUUUUACGGAGAUUGAUGUGAAGAUGAACCUGUAAUAGGACGUUGCGAUGUUGGAUUUUACAUGCCUAAAACAGCUCCAAUUAUGGCAAAGCUGACAGAGAGUUAGAGAAGAACAAAGAGUUUGAAUAUUUAAGUCUCGACAAUUUAACCCACUGAGCAAACAAGAAGUGAAGCGAAUCGAAAACGAAAUGAAUUCGCCUACCAAUCAUUUUUAAGUAAGGUCAAGAAUAUGCCAACAAUUUAGGUAAUGUAAAUUGUUCGAAACACCCUGUAAAUAUACGAAUCGGUUAUGAACGACUUCAUAUGAUAUUAAAUGAGUUAAAUCUUAAAGAGGACACAAGGACGCAUGGUAUUAUGCAAAACUCACAAGAUAAAAGAAUUACUAAGAUGAAUUUGGCAAUAUAAUUUGUUUAUAAAUUGAAGUAAGAAUCAUUAUAUUAAAUAACAUCUUUACGAAUAACUUGCUUAGAAUAUUUUUAUUUGACUUGUAGUACUCUUUCGAGAAGAACAUUUAAAAUCUACAAGCUAACUGUACAUGCCUGUGAACCUAUUCCUAACCUAACCUGAACCAUCUGAAAGCCUACACUCACACUACCUAAGCCCCUCUGUACAUUUUCUGUGUAUAAAAUUAUAGACAUAGAUUGUUUGCUAUAGAUGGAAACGUUAAGCUAAAUUACGUAGAACAAGCCUCUACCGAGGUAAAUGAUGAUAAAAUAUAACGAAAUUUAACGGACCAAGAGAGCGUGCAGAGUGACUUCGCCCAAACCAAGUAAAAAGAAGUUUUCAUCAAUGAUAUACACGCAUGUGCAAGUGUUCAGUUCUUAUAGCUAAAUUUAAUAUAUGGAAACAUACUACCGCAAAAAUGACUCUGACUAUAAAUGAAAGCACUAUGAAUAUAAUAACAAAUCGUAUUUAUCAUAAAUAUUAACGGAUAAUCAUGUAUAUGUUCCUUUUUAGUUUAAUGCUCAUUAGAAUCACCCGAAAACUUACUAAAAGUUAAAAGUAGAAGCUUCGUAGUUGAUUAAUAAAACAGCAGCAAAGAUUAAAUGAUUUUAAACAACCGGAUACAUUCAUAGGCGUGUUAAAGUACCACUUAAUAUACACAAGACAAGACAAUUGACUCCCAUUACAUACACCAAAAAAAUAGUUUAAAUAAAAAAUCAAUCAAAGAAACAUAUACAUGAACACGCUCCACACAAACGACGUUUAGAAUGUUUGUGCAAAAAUUUGCAGUUUUUAUCGGUAAAAAUUUAAAGUUAUAAUUAAGCAACUGGUUAAAACAGUAUUUAAACGUAUUUAAUAACAUUAGGUUUGAAGAUUUGUCCGUACUUCUCAACUUUCUGCACAAAUUCUAAACUUUUCAACUUUCAAUUGCACCAACGGGUU
Drosophila suzukii is the source of this 4780-nucleotide messenger RNA. It is a transcript of the gene smal, whose product is annotated as smoke alarm. The record is from RefSeq and is a predicted model, not a curated record. Lineage: Eukaryota; Metazoa; Arthropoda; Insecta; Diptera; Drosophilidae.